Phycodurus eques (leafy seadragon) is the source of this 4798-nucleotide messenger RNA. It is a transcript of the gene tnip1, whose product is annotated as TNFAIP3 interacting protein 1. Gene Ontology annotation, biological process: regulation of transcription by RNA polymerase II; negative regulation of canonical NF-kappaB signal transduction; cellular response to lipopolysaccharide. The record is from RefSeq and is a predicted model, not a curated record. The transcript is spliced from 18 exons. Bases 1398 to 3473 code for a protein of 691 amino acids. Lineage: Eukaryota; Metazoa; Chordata; Actinopteri; Syngnathiformes; Syngnathidae.
UUUGCAUAUUAGCGUGAAGUUCAUUAAUUUAUUGUGUUGCUACUGGCACAAUGACAUUGUACUGAGCAGAACGGGAACUAUUUGCCAUGAGGAAACUCCCUCUAAGUUAGUAUCUCUUUAUAGAUUGUAUUGUAUGCCGCCAAAGGUUUAUGAAAGUAUGAGCAUGGGUAUUUUUCAAGUAGAUCAAGAAGUGGCCAUUAAAAGCAUAAUGAAUAGGAGGCUUAGUUGAAACAAGUACAGCAGCACAGUGUUAUUAGAUGUGCAAGGGCUUAUUACAAUGUUAGACUUUAAUAUUGCAGAAAUAUGUUAGUCCCCUGGAACUCAAAUGUGUACUAACAUUGGAACAUACUGUAACUAACUGUAAUGAAGGACAAAUCGGACAAGAAUUCACAAACAUGAAUAAAAACUUAGCAGUGAGGUGCCUGCUUGAGAAAGUAUUUACCUGGUGCCAGUCCAACAAAUGCCUUGCAACCCAUUUUGGGUCCCAAACUGAAGUUUAGGAAACAUUGCUUUAAUGCACCAUAUUUGCAUUUUACAAUCAAUUCCCUGCAUGUUGUUGUACUUUGAUGCUAUUGAUUGCCAAAAAUAAGCAUGAUGCUAGACCAACACAUUCUCUCCUCUAGGUCACUGCAAACAUGCAUCAUGUGUGCGUGCAGCUGCUGCAGCCUUUCUUUGUGUUAAAGAGGAAAGAAGACAAAAAGACACAUAUGGCAAGCAAAUCCCCGGCAGAAAGCCAAAAUCCAAGGCAAAAAAAAACAAAAAACAAAAACAUUUAAUGUAAUGCCCUGGCCUGUCCAUGCUCCAUUCAAUGAUCACUAUGUAAGAUUAUAAAAUAGACAUUUAAUGCUGAAUUAUGAAAUGCUAUUUUUCCGAAAUAGGGCAGAAUCCUUUUGUAUUGCCUUAUUUGCUUGGGAGGGGACUAUAUUACAGCGCUCCUGCUGUGAGCAAGUUGCACAAUUAGAAGGAAUUGCAAGUACUGUUGUUUUAAUCGUUUCCCAAUCAUUCUAAUUUGGUUUUGACAUGUACAAGAAAUUUUAUUAAACUCUCUACACGGCACAUAUUUUUACCAUUACGUCAUUGUGGCCCCUUCUGUUCAUGCAUUUAAAUGCACACAUCAGUAUUUGCAGCAUGGCUUAAGGCCCCAAGCUACUACUUCACUACUUUGUUUUCAAUAUGUGUUGAGUCACUCUCAGAAGGAAGAAGACAAAGUUUGGACACACACCAGGUUCUAUUCACACUGGGCCUACAGUAUCAGGCGUUCUGCUUGGUUAUGGGAAUUCCCCAAGUCUCACAGUGAAAUUGUUUACCCCCUAGUCUCCAGUUUUCUUAAAAAGUGCCUCUCAAACACGAACCAAAUGACUGGUUUAGAGGGUCAUGCUUAGCAAGUGAACCAAACAAUGGAAGGAAAAGGCCCCUACCGCAUCUACGAUCCGGGUGGGAGUGACAUCAAGUCCAGGGAUGAAGCUGCAGGAGGAAGCAGCUAUCGACAGCUCCUGGAGGAGAACAGCAUGCUGAGGGAGAGGAUGAAGGGUCUUAAAAGCCUAGGUGACUUGCUCGAAGAAUCUCAAUUGGAAGCGUUGAGGCUUCGUCAGCGAGUGGAGGAACUUGUAAGAGACAACGAGGCCCUCAAGUCCUCCAGUUUUGCAGCCAGUCUUUGCGCAGGUGGACACGUUCAGACCGAAACACAAAGUAAACCUUUUUUGUAUCCCGCUGCUGAGCCGAAGGAAGCGGAUGCAAGCUGUUUAGUGAGGGCCAUUCAGCCCAACAGACUUAGUGAGGCCUUAUCAGAGUUUGAAGUGGUCAAUAUGGACAGGAGGACGUCAGAUGCCUUGACUGCCCGAUCUGCAGUAGGUGUAAUCCCCCUCCUGCCUCAGGAGAACGUCGAGCUAGCGAGCCAGCUGAAGAAACUGGAGAGCUCCUUCAGCAUAUUCGCGGAGGAGUCCAAUCCAAACCAGCUGUUAGCUCACCUGGGACGAAUGGCUGUGGAGUUUCACCAUCUUUCCUCUAAGGUCCAAAAGAAUGAACAAAGGACAUCCCUCCUUCAGACUCUGUGUGAGCAGCUCAGACACGAGAACAAUGAACUUCGGAAGAAAAUGGAGGAGGAUCAUCAUAUCAGGAAUCGAGACUUGGAACAGCUGAGGCAGGAAAAUCAGAAACUGAAGGAACUUGUGACAGGAGGAGCAGCAGUGGCAUCAACAUCAGCAGCUGCAGCAGCAUCAUCAUCAUCCUCAUCAUCUACGGCAGUGUCUGACACUGAAGCUCCUGACACCAAAGAUGAGCCAGUUAAAGAGGAAUGUGCUACGGUGAGACCAAAGGUGGAAGCGUCCACCCCUCAGAAGAGUGGAAAAGCUGCUGACAAAAGCCCAAGCAAGCCUUGUGACGUUGAGGUUUAUGAAAAGAAGAUCAAGCUCCUAGAGAAGCAAAGAAAAGAUGUACUGGAGGUGAAUAAGCAGUGGGACAUUCAGUGGAAUUCAAUGAAGUCACAAUUUGAACAGAAGAUCACGGACCUAAGACAGAGGCUCGCAGAUUCCCAGAAGACUGUGCUUGAACUGGAGGCGGAGCGAGAGCAGAGACAGCGUGACUACGAAAAGAAGUUGCUCCUGGCAAAGUCCAAGAUUGAAAAUGUGCAGGGUGAGAAGGAGUGUCUAAAUACUGAGACGACAGAGUUGAAGCAGAAAGUUCGCUACCUGCAGGACCAGCUGUUGCCCCUCAGCAAACAGCGAGAGUACCAAGAGAAGGAAAUCCAACGCCUCAAUAGGGCUUUAGAAGAAGCCUUAAAUUUGCAUGCCCCUUCAUCCUCCCAACAACAACCUGGUCAGGAUGCUGCCAGUAACCUGAAGAAGCAAGAACUACUCACUCAAAUUGCUGUUCUAAAAGAACAGGUUAAAAUCUUUGAAGAAGACUUCCGAAAAGAACGUAGUGACAGGGAGCGAAUGAAUGAGGAAAAAGAAGACCUGAGGCGGCAAGUGGAGCGACUGCAGAUUCAGAUUACAAACUUGACCAAUCAGCUGCAUCAAGCACAGAAUGAGUGUCAGCGAGAACACACAGAAAGAUGCAAGCUAGAAAGACUGCAGAUGCAGCAUCAUAAACAGGGGCAGCAACAGGAACGACGUACCUCAGACCCCACGUCGGGCUCAAAGAACGGCCCGCUGAGCCCCCCCUACUGUGGUCCCUUUGUGCAGGUGGGAGCGCAGGGCCUUGAGGGGUGGCCCAUACACUUCCAUCCGCGGAUGCCCAAUGUGGCGGCAGCCACCGCAGCUCCACCCCACGUGCGAGACUUCCAGCCUGUUACCCCGGGUUUUCCAUGGCAGUCAUCGUCAUUUCUACAGCCCAGAGGAGCUAGAGCAGUGGGGGAGAGUUCACGGCCAGCACCAGAUAAUGCAGACCAGUCCGCAGCAGCAUCAGCGGCGGCCGCAGCAGGAGGAGGAUUUGGAAAAAGGGAGCGACAAAAUAUAGAUCCUGGAAAGCACUGAAAUAUCACCGUGUCAUGGAAAUUGGGUUGUAGCAUGGAAUCAAUGUUUUGAUUUGAAAAGGUGUAAUUUGAUCUAUAAUUUUCCUACUGAACUGUAGAUAUCCUAUUGUAAUGUUGUUUAUACUUGCGUUUUAUAAGGCUAUUUGUGGAACACUUCACUAUUCUGAAUCUAAACAUGAACUAUUUAGAUUUUUUUUUCUUUUUAAAUCAUGUACUAUAGUUUGUUAUAUAUACUUAACACACUUUUUUUUCCCCCCAGAAAAUAUAUAACUUCCUAUGUUAUAAUCUGCAACAACUUGACUUAGCUAGUAGGGUUACAGCAAGCAUUCCCCUGAAUGAGCAAAAUGUAUCAUUCCAACAAUGGAUGACAACGUAGCCAAAUUCAAUCUCUGAAUUUACAAAGUAAAUGUCAAUUGACUUCAGAAGACUUCCACAGUACAUUGAUGUGAUAGAAAUGUCCCAUAUGUGUAAGUGUUCAAAAUGUUGCAUACAAACAUUUGGGAGGUAGGUAGAGGGGAUUUUGACAUAGCAUACCAAAAACAUAUUUGUGAUUGAUAAUUUAUUUAUAACCUGCUGUUUUGAUAGUUGCAUUGACUUAAGUGUGAAUCAUUGUCUUUUAGUAAUGCUGCUCAAUGUUGUUAGUGUAUUCCUGAUAUAAUUGUAGCUAUUGACAUGUUUGUGUCAGACACAGUAUACAACACAUAAGCCUUUCUUUUCACCAUGAUGAUGGACCUAAUCUCAUUAAACACAGCUCUUCUAUGAUUUAAAAUUUUUUUUUUUUAUUUGACCGCCUAUGUCACUCUAGUAAUCUCAUGAACAUGUUAGCCCUGUGUAGUACCUAACAGUUUUGCAAUCUUUUAAUAGCUGUUAACUUAUAAACAGUAGAGAGACAUUCACAACAGAGGAUGUCUGGGUUAAUCUGAUGCCUGCCUUGCCAACUAGCCCAUGACACUGAGUCAAGAGCCCUGAUAUAAUGCGGAUGAGACAUCUUCAUUUUAGUUUUUUUUUUUUUUUUUUUUUCCUCCCCAAUCUCAAAUCAAUACCAAUGUCUGAACCGAAUACUCACUAGGUGUUAUGAGGUAGUCAGAUGUAGGGUUUCUAAAAUUGUGCAGAAUCUGAGAAAAAGCAUUUUAAACUAAGUUAUUAGGUUACAAGAAAGCGAAUCGGAUUGGUGGAAAGUGAAGGGAAAUGUGCACUUUUCAAAAGGUAUUUUAUUACUGGCAGUUGUAUUUCUUGGUUUGCAGCCCUUUUUCUGUUUUGCUGUAGGCAAAAGCACAUGUGAGGCCUUUUGUAUUUGACUGGCUUAAUAAAUCUAUUCUAAAUGUU